AUGUCUCCAACGGUAGAUCGGAUUAGCUCUUUACCGAACGAACUCCUUUGUCACAUCCUGUCUUUUCUGCCAACGAAACAAGCUGUUGCCACAGGUAUACUUUCUAAGCGAUGGGGCCCUCUAUGGCGCUCAGUUUCCACUCUCGACUUCAACGAUGAAAGUUAUUUGCAAAAGCGAACGUUCUUCUACUGGUAUCGUUCAGUUCAAUCUGUUUACACAGUUAUGCUCCGCCGAGAUGUGGCACAACCCAUCAAAAGGUUUAUCCUUGCGUGUUCCUUUUGUGACGUUUAUACUGUAAGCACAUGGAUAAUGACUGCAAUAGAACACAGAGCUGAGCAUGUAAGUCUUUCCCUCAAUCCGUUGAUUACUUUGUCGUGUUCGAUUCUCAGUAGCAGAUAUCUUGUGGUUCUGGAGUUGUCAGGGCCAACUCUUAGAGGGAUUUCAUCUUGUGAUUUCCCAUCACUUAAAACACUGCAUCUGAAGAUGGUUCAUUUACGAGAAUGUAGAUGUCUUGUUGAAAUUCUUGCUGCAUGUCCAGUUCUUGAAGAUCUUUUUAUCAGUUCUCUGCGAGUUACCAGUUCUUAUUGUCAUGGCGGUGACCAGUUGAGAUUGUCCAAACUUGUCAGAGUAGAUAUUAGUGAUUCUGCUUAUUUAGCUUGUAUUCAGUUACCAACAUUAUCUAACGUCAAGUUUCUCCGCACUGAUGUUGUGCAACUGCGGACUACUUUCGUCGGGCUUUUCACUUUUGUUAAUUUAACCUACUUGGAGCUUAUCGUUGACGCCCAUUAUUGGGAUUGGUUGCUUAAAUUGCUGCAUUGUUGUCCCAAUCUUCAGAUUCUUGUGAUUGAUAAGGGAAAUUCUUUCAACAAAACCAGUAAUGAUGAAAAUUGGAUAUAUUAUGCAGAAUGCAAGAGCUUUAUGCGCCUUCACAAUCUGCAGUACUGGUUUCUCACCUCUAGCGGCAAAGUUCCAAAUGAUUAA
Messenger RNA from Glycine soja, 981 nucleotides. RefSeq names its product F-box protein At4g09920-like. NCBI's taxonomy places the organism in Eukaryota, Viridiplantae, Streptophyta, Magnoliopsida, Fabales, Fabaceae. The transcript is spliced from 4 exons. Gene Ontology annotation, molecular function: protein binding. The coding region runs from base 1 to 981 and encodes 326 amino acids. The record is from RefSeq and is a predicted model, not a curated record.